UGCCGGGAACAGCCGCCCCCUCCCCUGAGCAGGGCACAGCCAUCCCCUCCUGUGUGCCGGGAACAGGCGCCCCCUUCCCUGAGCAGAGAACAGCCUGUUCCUCCUGUGUGCCGGGAACGGCCGCCCCCACCCCUGCGCAGGGAUCAGCCUCCCUCCACUCCUGGAAGGGAACAUCCAUCCCCUCCUAUGCACAAGGAACAGCCACUCUCUCCUCUGUGCAUGGAACAGCUGCUUCCUGCCCUGCCCAGGACACAGCCACACCCCACUCUCAGCCAGGCACAGCAGCCCCCUCUGUCGUUGCCCGUCAAUUCCUGCUGCAAGAACCUGAUCAUGGGAGGCUCCCCCACUAGCAAUAGCCUGCCCCAGUCUAAGAGGUGCAACCAGUGCCCUGAGUGUGGCCGGGGCUUCAGACAGAGCUCGGACCUGCAGCGGCACCGGCGCAUCCACACGGGAGAGAAGCCUUUCCACUGCCCGGUGUGCGAGAAGAGCUUCCGGCUGCAGUCCAAUCUGAUCGUGCACCACCGUACGCACACUGGGGAGCGGCCCUACCAGUGCGGGGAGUGCGGCCGCGCCUUCUCGCAGAGUUCCAGCCUCCGGACCCACAGUAAGAUCCACCUGGGCCAGAAACCCUAUGUUUGCUCUUUGUGCGGCAAGAGCUUCCACCACAACUCAAAUCUUGUCCUCCACCAACGCACCCACACGGGCGAGCGGCCCUACGAGUGCAGCGUCUGCGCGAAGCGCUUCAGUGACCGCUCCACUCUGGCUCAGCACCGACGCGUCCACACGGGUGAGCGCCCCUACGCCUGCUCCGAGUGUGGCAAGUGCUUCAGCCAGGCCUCACACUUGGUCAAACACCGACGCACCCACGCGGUCCCCUGCACUGUGCUGGCCAGGGACACAGCUGUCCCCCAAAACAGGCCUGGCACAGGGGAGAAGAGAGACACUCCUAGGCACAGACCAGACAGUGGGGUUGUCAAGGCUGUAUCCCCACUUUGAACUUUAGGGUACAA
This is a messenger RNA of Terrapene triunguis (Three-toed box turtle), 1010 nucleotides long. RefSeq names its product zinc finger protein 239-like. The record is from RefSeq and is a predicted model, not a curated record. Bases 187 to 996 code for a protein of 269 amino acids. NCBI's taxonomy places the organism in Eukaryota, Metazoa, Chordata, Testudines, Emydidae. The transcript has a single exon. Gene Ontology annotation, cellular component: nucleus.